GUCAUGGAAGUCACUCAAGAAUGGUGGCAACAGGCAACUAACGUUCUGCCUGAAGAUAUUUUAGAUAUUAUGAAGACAGAUCCAAAGAUUGAUGAAUGGAGACAGUCUUUGAUAGAAGAACUGUUGGAGGACCGAUUAGUAACUGCGUUAAGAGAGGAGAGUGAAAGGCUUGCAGCUGUACAGGUGGCCGGAAUACUUGAGAAAGGCGGUCGUUGGGAUGUCGCUUUACAAAGAGAUAUUUUACAAAGAGUUCGUAGAGAAAUUAAAAAAAGUCUUGUUUUUCAACGUUUCCGAGAACAACUUAAAACCAGGUUGAACAGCACACAGGUGAAGGAAGAAUUGAAGCAACUUUGCACCUGUUGUUUGGUAGUGAAAGAGAAUUCCUCAAGUUUGAAAGACGUUGAAUAUGAUGCAGAGACUGCUAAUACUUCCAGUUGUAAAGAGGAGGCUGUGGGUUCGAACGCAAUUUUCACCUGGGGAGAAGAGGGAUUCUUGGAAAACAACACCAAAGCAGUUUUGAAACCAGAGACUUUUAGGGAACUAGGAAACAAUGAGAAUCACGUUGCUGAGAUGGAAAGCGAAGAGUAUAAACUGAAAGACUCUAGCUUUACGAAAGACAGUGACAAUGUUGCAGCACCGAAUUUUACGAAGGAGGAAUAUUUUAUUGAAAACAACUUUGGUGAAAAUGAAGAAAUUUGUAUAAAUACUGAAAAUUCAACUAAUAACCAGAGUCACUCUUUGGAAACUCAAGUACAAAGACCUGAUGGCAGCGAGAUAUCUAAUAGUCGGGAAAUGGAUAUGCUAAUGUGGAGUGUCCCGAAACAGUCCAAAGUCACACAUAAAACUCAGGACAUAAAAGAUAGAGAAUUGAAGAAUAUCGAGCUCAUUGAUCAAGGUGCAAUUGCACAAUCUUUGGGUAGCAAGAUGGCUGGUCGAAGGGUCAAGUUGUUGCGGAAGAAUCUCACCAACACAAGAUAAUAACAGAGCAAGGAGACGAAGAAUGGAU
Molecule: messenger RNA, 1006 nt
Organism: Galdieria sulphuraria
Lineage: Eukaryota; Rhodophyta; Bangiophyceae; Galdieriales; Galdieriaceae
Exons: 2
Coding region: 4-978 (324 amino acids)
Source: RefSeq, a predicted model, not a curated record